AUGAGAGUGCUUUACGCAAUACUAGCGACCCUACUGGCGGCGCCUGCGAAUAGCAAGUACAUUGUGCCCGGAGGUAGAUGGCAUGACACAAACGGGACCUUGAUUAACGCACAUGGAGCCGGGAUUACCUUUGACCAGAAAACUGGCCGUUUCUGGUGGUUCGGCGAGUACAAAACCCAAGCGCAGCCGGAAGGUGGCGGAGUUUCCGUUUACAGUUCUGAAGACUUGUGCCCGAUUGAUAGCCAUCCUUAUAUCUCCCCCGAUAACAUAAUUCAGCGACCGAAAGUAGCCUACAGCCCCGAGACCGAUGAUUACCACAUGUGGUGGCAUGCCGAUAAUUCAACUUACGGGCUUCUUCUCCAAGGCCAUGCUGUGUCCUCCACGAUCGGUGGGCCAUAUACCUUUGUGGACGCGACCGCACCCCUUGGAAAUUGGUCGCAGGACUUUGGCAUGUUUACCGACUAUAAAGAUGGCAGAUCAUAUGCUCUCUACUCGAACGGGGAUAGUGUGAAUGGGCGGGAUGUGUAUAUCUCAAGCAUGAACGAUAAUCUCACAGCACUCGAGAAAGCCGUGUAUCGCUUCCCGAAAUUCGACCUCGAGGCACCAUCUAUCAUGCAGACUGAGAAGAGUUACUGGGCGCUGAUGAGUCACAAGACGGGAUACCGGCCAAAUAACGUGGUGGCAUUUCGGGCCGACUCAUUGAGUGGUCCUUGGUCCCAACCAUUUAUUGCUGCGCCGUUAAACACACGUACAUUUAACUCACAGUCUGGAUUCGUGCUCAGAAUACCAGGAAGUAAGAAGACGACAUAUCUGUAUAUCGGAGAUCAAUGGGACUCGAAUACUAUAUGGGAGAGUCGGUAUAUAUGGUUGCCAAUUACGAUUGAUGAGAAAGAGGAGAAUCUUGAGUUGGCCUGGCACGAUGUUUAUGAUCUUGAUAGCAAAACUGGCGAAUGGACACCAAUCAAGGGUACAACGUACACUGCGCAAAACGCGAAGACAUCCGGUGAUGCAUACAAGCAAGAAGCUAACUUUGCCACCGACGGCGUCAUUAUCACUGGAGUAUAUGGAAAUGACAGCACUGUUACUUUCGAGGGUAUCGAGGGGUCUGGCGAACCACAAUGGGUGUCAUUCUACUAUCAAAACACCGAUGACAUGGGCUUCGGCGAUCAACCUGGUGGAACCCCGGACAGAAUCGGUGGUUCGUGGCGGCUACGGCGAAUCAGUAGCGUGGUGGUCAAUGGAGACACGUCAAAUGUACAAACACUCUACCAGAGAGAUACGCAUAAGGGUAUAAUCCUCUCCACUCCACUACAGUUAACUUUGAAGAAGGGAAAGGCCAACACCAUCACGGUUGGGGGGUUGUAUAAUGGCUUUGACUUCAAGGGCGCUGAUCUUGAUCGGAUUAUAAUCUAUCCCCCUGAGGCGAAGGGGAAAUAG
Molecule: messenger RNA, 1437 nt
Organism: Penicillium subrubescens
Lineage: Eukaryota; Fungi; Ascomycota; Eurotiomycetes; Eurotiales; Aspergillaceae
Exons: 8
Coding region: 1-1437 (478 amino acids)
Source: RefSeq, a predicted model, not a curated record